AUGAGUCCGAGAGAGAACUUGCCAUGGUCGUACCAUUUGAAAAACGGCAGCAACACCCAGCACAUGAGGGCGAACCCGCAAAACUGCACCACGAUGGUCCAAUAUGGGCUAAGCAUCACCGAGGACGAGACGUUGCUCCAGUCCAACGAGAUGUUCAUGAACCCGAGUCCGCCAAGUCCUGAGCCCCAGAAGUUCACCACGUGGUUGUUUGGGGCCAUCUGUCUGCAUCAAAGCUUUGGGCCACACAAACUGCGGAUCAUACAAGACGAAGUUCCUUGCUAUAGCUCCAAAAGAGUAGCCAGUCCAAACAAUGCAGUACAUAAACGUCAGAGCCACCACUGGAUCGACCUUUCUGUUGUAAAACACUUCUGCCAAAGACAGACCGGCAGUUCCCUGGUUUCCCGUGGCACCAGAAGCGGCGGUCAAGGUCACCAAAACCGACUCCUUGAUCGACCAGGGCCCAGGAUUCAGAUUAAAGCGAAACCUGCCAAUACGAACCACCUUGUUUGGAAGAACCUUGGCCAGCCACUGUCCAGCCGGAUCACACAAAAAUUGUACAAACAGAAUGCUGUACGGAGCGCUGGUCGUUCUAUAAGAAUUCAUGGUAUCAACAAAGGCCCCAGGAACCACAAACAAGAAGCUGAGCAAGAAAUACCGAAAUGUCAGGUAAUGAACCUUCUCAUUGGUCCAGGAGUCCAACUUCAGGACCUCCUGAACCGUCUUGGGGAUCUCCCGGAGAUCGUCUACGGAAUCGCGCUCAAUGCUCCCGUCACAAUCACUUUAUCUUGGUCCUCCAAAGAGUUUUGCUCAUCAGACCAGUACAACCAGUGGAUAAUCUCUUCCUUUGUGAACUCCAGCACCAGAUCGUAUCUUUUUUGGAACUUUUCGUACAGAUCCAGCACCUGGUCUGCAUCUUCUGGAACCAUUUUUCUCAGUCCUGGAGUCUUGGUUGCGGAUGGCAAAACGUAUUUGGCAAGCAUCUGCGACUUGGACACUCCUGCAGGCAACGACGAGAAACCAACCUCGUAA
Messenger RNA from Ogataea philodendri, 1029 nucleotides. RefSeq lists its product as uncharacterized. The transcript is spliced from 3 exons. The record is from RefSeq and is a predicted model, not a curated record. Bases 1 to 1029 code for a protein of 342 amino acids. NCBI's taxonomy places the organism in Eukaryota, Fungi, Ascomycota, Pichiomycetes, Pichiales, Pichiaceae.